This is a messenger RNA of Vanessa atalanta (red admiral), 3018 nucleotides long. It is a transcript of the gene Sb, whose product is annotated as serine proteinase stubble. The record is from RefSeq and is a predicted model, not a curated record. Bases 162 to 1898 code for a protein of 578 amino acids. Gene Ontology annotation, biological process: proteolysis. NCBI's taxonomy places the organism in Eukaryota, Metazoa, Arthropoda, Insecta, Lepidoptera, Nymphalidae. The transcript has 10 exons. Gene Ontology annotation, molecular function: serine-type endopeptidase activity.
UUGCGCCCGCGCACCGGCUCGCCACGCACGCGCCGUGUAAGUGACCAGUGAUAGUGACAUGGUUUUGUGUGUAAAUCGGAUUCCGUUACUGUGCCAUUGAAAUCGGCGUGUUGCAGACAGUGCAAGUGCGGUGAUGCGCCGCGAGCGCGCGCGUUCGACACAUGCAUGCCGCCCGCGCACCCGGUGUGGUUGUGAUGUCAUGGUGGUGGGCGCUGGCGCUGUUAGCGCUGUACGCGCCCGCUCGAGCCUCGCCCCGGGCGGGCACCGGUGAGCUAUUUUACAGUUAUCAAAUGUCGCGCAAGUCGUGUUCGGUUGGAGGUGCUCGAGGUGCGUGUAUGUGGGUGCAGGAGUGCAACCGAGUGGGCGGUGUGCACGCCGGCGUGUGCGUCGAUGGCUUCAUGUUCGGUUCAUGUUGCCGCUUACCGGACAAGCCGUUGGUCGCAGAGACAACAAGUCCAGUGACAACAACAGAACGACCGUACACAGCGCCACCCAGUGCCCGACCCAGCACUUCGAGCGCGCCAAUAGAAACUUCAACUCAAACCUCAAAGCCGAACUUGCAAACAGUGCGGCCGUCGUUCAUGACGAAACCGAUAGAUGGCGCGCCAACAUCAUACAGUUAUCGCCCGCCUGAAAUUAAUUUACCUUCUGUAGACAAUUUACAAGCGAAUAGCGAACAAAAUAGUGAUAUAGUUAAUAAAAUAACAUAUAGCAGUGUAAAUAAGUACCAAAAUGUACAUAGGCCGAGCAGUGAAGUGGAAACUAGUCCCCACAACAAAAUUUCGUCUAGUCUUAGCAUAAUGUCGGGUGCGCGACCUAUGGCCGUGUCUGAACAACACGGAGAAAACAGCAUUUCAUCAGGGCACAUGAUGUCGCGACCGAACAACUUAAACACUAUCCACUGGCAAGCAACUACAGAACCAGCUUUUAUUACGAAACCAAGACCUAACUGGGAUAAACCUGUAGGCAAACCCAAACCAACGAAAAAGUUCACCACUACUACAAGCAAACCACAUAAAAACUAUAUGAAACCUAAGGAUCCGUCUCAAAACAUGAUCAAUAAAACCGACGAGUCUACAUCGGCGCCGAUGCAUACUAUGGCAGCAACCAAUGCCGUUGAAUGUGGUGUAACUGCUAUGUGGCCACGACCAGAAACGCGUAUCAUGGGCGGUCAAGAUUCUUCGUUUGGUCGCUGGCCGUGGCAGGUCUCUGUUCGAAGAAACUCUUUCUUCGGCUUUUCCUCGACACAUAGAUGUGGCGGUGCCAUUAUCAAUGAAGGAUGGAUCGCAACAGCUGGACACUGCGUUGAUGAUCUCCUGACAUCUCAAAUAAGGAUACGUGUGGGAGAAUAUGACUUUUCCUCGGUGUCGGAACAGUAUCCUUACGUUGAAAGAGGUGUCGCCAGAAAAGCAGUUCAUCCGAAAUACAAUUUCUAUACCUAUGAAUACGAUCUUGCUUUAGUAAAGUUAGAUUCGUCUGUUCAAUUUGCACCGCAUAUUUCACCAAUAUGUCUACCAGCGAGUGAUGAUCUGUUAGUGGGAGAAAAUGCUACUGUCACCGGGUGGGGAAGACUGUCCGAAGGAGGAGUUCUUCCUUCAGUUUUGCAAGAGGUGCAAGUACCGAUAGUGUCCAACGAACGAUGCAAAUCGAUGUUUCUCCGAGCGGGUAGACAUGAAUUCAUUCCUGAUAUCUUCCUCUGCGCUGGCCACGAGAGAGGCGGCCACGAUUCAUGCCAAGGAGAUUCGGGUGGUCCAUUACAGGUCAAAGGGAAGGAUCAUAAAUACUUUCUGGCGGGUAUCAUAAGUUGGGGCAUCGGAUGUGGCGAGGCAAACUUACCGGGAGUUUGUACGAGAAUAUCUAAGUUUGUCCCUUGGAUAUUACAAACAGUAAACUCUUAAACCGGCGUUAAUCGUGUUUGUCAAGACAUUUAAAACUUUGAAAGUGACAGUGAUGAAAACCACGGUGCAGUAGGCACACAUUUUGAUAAAGCUAAUAAUUUCGUUAAUAUUACUAUUGGCUUCAAAAGAUUCAAUUAUAAAAAUCAAUUUCAACUACAGAAAUAAGUGAAUCGUAACAAACUCUGAUGAUGAUGUAUCAAACGACUGUCGAUUUACCGAUUUAACGACUUCAAUAAGUUACCUUCAAAAAUGUUGAUUUAAUUCAACGUUUUCUGAGGCGUUUUAUUAACGGAAUAGUCCACCGAAGGCUGUACAGAACUUGUGAAAUGCGAGAUUCUGUAUCAAGUUAAUUUGAUAAAGGUGAUAUUUUUUGUGUAACUUUUGCAGAUAUCACUUGUUAUCAAUGAAAAUAUUAAUAUCAAGUGAUAAUCUGUCAUAGCCGUUCAGGCUUGGACUUUAAUAAACGCCCUUACGUACACAGCUUGUUUCCAAUCAAAUUAAUUACGUUUCAUACACUGGCGCCGGAUGCAAUGUCAAAGAGCUUAUUGUAAAUACGAUUAUAUUUGAAUAUUUUAUAUCGUUUCAGCGAAUGUAUGCAAUACAUGCAGUACUACUUGCUAUAAUUUCGACGUUUAAUUGAAAACAAUUCAAUUCGAAUUUAAUAUAUUUACCAUGUGUUUUUUGUAAAUUUUAUUAGUCUCUAUCAAUUAUUAUAAAUUGUUCUGACAUAUUUUUAUAUUGUAAAUAAUAAGUCUUCUUGCCUGUUAUGCUUAAUACUUUGUAUACAGUAUUAUUUAUUAUAGCUCUUCUAUAUACAAUCUGAGCAUUUUUGUAAAUAGCAUGCCACUAUUGUUAGUAAUUUAUCUAACAAUAUACCGUAGUUGUUAUGAAUAAGCAUAAUAAUGUACACAAAUAAGAUCAAAAUUAUUAAUAUAAUUAUUUUUAAUUUAAUCACUACUGUAUAGAAGCUUAGGUAAUUAAUUAGUUAAACAAAAAUGUGAAAAUUACCAAAUCACAAUUCGUUAUAAUUAUUCUGUAUGUGUGUGCAUUUAGCAAGUAGUUCAGUGAUGUUUAUAAUAAUGUUUAUUUUAUUAUAAUUUUGUUUGAAUGAAUAGUUUAU